AAUAAUUAAGAUGAAUCUGGUUAGAUAAAAAAGGAGACUUGUGAGCUUCUAUGUACUUCUGCAUUCUUUGAUUGAAGUAUAGCGUAAAAAACACUACAAUUGUAUUUUUACAGUCGUUUUUACAACAGCAGAAAAUUAUUUGGAGGAGUGAAACAGAUUAUUUUCAAAUGGCCUCGGCUGCGAUGUCCCCGACUGAGGAUGACGAGUUAACACUUCCUCGUGCAUCCAUUAAUAAGAUGAUCAAGGAAAUCCUACCGCACGUACGCGUUGCUAACGAGUCACGGGAAUUAAUCUUAAAUUGUUGUACAGAAUUCAUACAUUUGUUAUCUUCUGAAGCCAAUGAAAUAUGUAAUCAACAACAAAAAAAGACAAUAAAUGCAGAGCACAUUUUGCAAGCACUUGAAAAACUUGGUUUCGGGGAUUACAGUGCAGAAGCGGAAGCUGUUUUAAGAGAUUGUAAAGCAGUAGCAGCCAAAAGAAGACGUCAGAGUACAAGAUUGGAGAAUCUAGGAAUUCCAGAAGAGGAAUUGUUGAGACAACAACAAGAACUUUUUGCAAAAGCAAGAGAAGAACAAGCUGUUGCUGAACAACAACAAUGGCAACAAUUACAAGCAGUUGCACAAAUGACAUCAAUGCAACAAACUGACAGCGAACAAGAAGACUAUUCAUAAGAUACAAUACAAAAAUUAUUCAAUCGAUCAUAUAUAAAGUUUCACCACAACCUAUAUUAAGAAACAUAUAUAUAUAUAAAAAAAAUAGGAAAUGUUAUUUUUAAUAAAAGUAAAAAGUGUAUAAU
Molecule: messenger RNA, 796 nt
Organism: Polistes canadensis
Lineage: Eukaryota; Metazoa; Arthropoda; Insecta; Hymenoptera; Vespidae
Gene: NC2beta
Product: protein Dr1
Exons: 2
Coding region: 168-671 (167 amino acids)
Biological process (GO): positive regulation of transcription by RNA polymerase II; chromatin remodeling; negative regulation of transcription by RNA polymerase II
Cellular component (GO): negative cofactor 2 complex
Molecular function (GO): general transcription initiation factor activity; TBP-class protein binding; protein heterodimerization activity
Source: RefSeq, a predicted model, not a curated record